AUGGCAGCAAUGUCGUGGGCAGACUUGUUGGAGCAGGAGCUUGCCAUGACUAUGGCAGGUGAAGACCCUUUCGAGAGUGUGGCCGAGGAGAUCAUCCCCUUGAUGCAGAAGGAUAUGCAUCCAAAGGGCAACAAGAAGGAAAGGGCAAGGAAGGCUCACCAAGAGAAGAUCAAGGAGAAGAAGGAAAUUGACCUUUACAAGCAAGUCAAGGUUGGGGAACAUGAGAAGAUCAAGAAGCAGGUUGACCUCAAGGAGGAGCAUGUCACUUUUGUGGCAGCCAUGCUAGGCUGCUCUACGUGCCUGCUGAAGGAAGGCGGUCUGGCCAGCCAAGAGGAUCUAGGUUCCUGCAUGGGCCUACAGUGCCUGGACCAGAUCCAGCUGUGGCAAGACUGCUGGAAGGAGAAGCUGGAGAUGCAGAACGAGGUGAAGCCAGAGAUGCAGAACGCGAGGCUGCAAGCAGCAGCAGGUGCAGAGACCGAGGACGACAUCAUCACACCUGAGGUAAUGCCACUGUAUUUCCUGUCGCCGGGGAUUCACAGCACAUAUGCCAAAGUGAAUCGGUUCAUGCAGCAAUUUAAAGCAGGCCUCCGGUCGGAGUCGUUGCGAAGGGCCAGCAGGGUGGGCAGAAUCGCACGACUGCUGCAAGCUGGGCUGGAAGAACGACGUGGGAACAUCGAACGGCAGCAAGAGUUCCUGCUGGAAGACGUGCUGCCAGAGGACAGCCGAAUGAGCUUGGAUCUCGACUACCUGUCGAUACCCAUUCUCCCGCAGUGCCUUCCACUUUUUGCAGACUGGUGGCAAGUGGGAGGCUCUUCGGUUAGAUCAGAUGGGCUGCCAGGUGGCCUGGAAAUCGCAAACUCUCCGUAUACUUUGCGAGUACACGUACCGGGCGGGUCCAAGGCUAGGAAGCAAAGUCAGAUCGGUGCAGUCUUCCUGGAAGAGCUGCAGAGGGAUGAGUACAUGCACCCAGUGCUCAUGCCUCCCAAAAGCAAGACUGACUUGCACAUAGCCCUUCACUCCAGGCCCAUGGACUCAGAUGUCCUUGCAAGACUGCUGACCAGAGUUUUAGACAGGUACUCCAUGUAUGGUGCAUUAGGGUCGGGACUGGGUGGCUACGCAGCCACGUGUCGAAGUGACCUGGUGUUGGGCGAAGAGGGGGAUGCUUGUCACUUGAAGAAUGCGAAGCUGUACCCCGGUGGGUGGGUACACCAUCUCAAAGCACAUGGAUUUCCACCCGUCCUGCUUCCAGAGGGCUACAAGGAGAGACAACUAUCGCAGCUGAAAGGAAAGGUUGAAGCAAUGGUAAACGACCUAACAACCAUCGAGUCGCCCAAGAUGGGAGGCUUUAGGGUGGAAGUCAGGUUGUGCCCGCUGGCGAACACCUGGCUACGUGUGAAGCAGCAGGUGGAAGCAACCGUCAGAGAGCUUGCCCAUCACACCGUCGCUGUCGAAGUCGACAGGAAUCAAAUCCUCAACAGAGCGACCGAGGCUCUGGAAGCUGUGGAGGAGCUUGGCCUGUGGCGACAGACGAAUGGUCGCAGAGAACAUCUCAUUCCGGCUUGGAAGAGAUUUGCAUACAUGAGGCUGGUCCACAGGAUCGGCAUCCACAACAAGUACAGCCACUGGCGAUGUUACAAAGCGGAUGUACAAGGGCAGCUCUGGUCGAAUGCACCUGGCUACACCGAGGAGUCGGCAGGACCUUCACCUGAGGCGAGACCAUCCUGUGAGCUUCAAUUCAACUCACCCUUGCCUGUGGGCACCCAAAUGGUUAGGCUGACCGACGACAAAGGCCGCAAUAGUUGCCUAGGCCGAGAUCAUGGUAACCAAUUUGAUUGGGAUGCAAUUGCCUCAGGGGCAGGAGACCCAAGGGCAGCUGAGCUACUGCAGCGAGUGUGCAAUCGCACGAAAUGGCGGAAGUCGAUGGGCAAACAAUGCACCGAGUUUCCACAGUUCACAGCCACGGGCACCAGUGGCAGGAUGGUUGGGUCACUCGGAGACAAUCUCGCAUCUGCAACCGUCAACUUGGUGGCAAGUGGACAGCACGACAUGGUCAACACUUGGUGA
Messenger RNA from Symbiodinium natans, 2064 nucleotides. The record is from the annotation of a GenBank genome assembly. Lineage: Eukaryota; Dinophyceae; Suessiales; Symbiodiniaceae.